This is a messenger RNA of Linum trigynum, 1311 nucleotides long. Lineage: Eukaryota; Viridiplantae; Streptophyta; Magnoliopsida; Malpighiales; Linaceae. The record is from the annotation of a GenBank genome assembly.
AUGGCUUCUGAUGAUUUUGUGAAGGAUGCGAGGCUGGUCGAGGAGAUGGUGAACGUCGAAGAGGGAGGGAAGGUUGUUCCCAGCUCGUUGGAAUCAGGAAGUAGCAGUGUGGAGAUGGGGAGGAGCUUCGAUCAUCUUGAACAGGAUCAUCAUGAUACCUUAGUCUACAGUUUGUGGCCGCGAUUAGUUUUGAAGAGUGUCUGCACUGUGUUACUAAGAGCCCGGAUCAAGGUGUUGUUGCCAUUUGGCCCUUUGGCUAUAUUCAUCAAUUACUACACUGCAGACCCUGGAUGGGUCUUCUUUCUCAGUUUAUUAGGUAUAACACCUCUGGCUGAGCGUCUAGGCUAUGCAACUGAGCAGAUUGCGUACUACACCGGACCGACAGUUGGUGGUCUUUUAAAUGCAACGUUUGGGAAUGCAACGGAAAUGAUUGUAUCAAUCUAUGCUUUGAAGAGUGGCAUGGUAAGGGUUGUCCAACAGUCUUUGUUGGGCUCCAUUUUGUCAAAUUUGCUCAUGGUACUUGGAUGCGCCUUCUUCAUUGGGGGGAUUGUUCAUCGUGAUAAGAAGGUUCAGGUUUUCAAUAAGGCAGCUGCAGUUGUUGAUUCUGGAUUGUUGCUGGUGGCAGUGAUGGGGAUCAUGAUACCAGGUGUGCUUCACUCAACUAACACAGAAGUUCAGCUCGGAAAAUCAGAGCUGUCGCUUUCAAGGUUCAGCAGCUGCAUGAUGCUCCUCGCAUAUGCUACUUACCUUUUCUUCCAGCUUAAAAGUCACAGCUAUCUGUAUAAUCCUGUUCAUCAGGAGGAUGUUCCAGAUGAAGGUCUGGAGGAAGAGGUGCCUGAAAUUACUCAGUGGGAAGCAAUUUCUUGGCUUGCAAUUUUAACUUUCUGGGUCUCUGUGUUGUCUGGUUAUCUUGUUGAUGCUAUUCAGGGAGCAUCUGAAUCAUUACAUUUACCUAUGGGUUUCAUCAAUGUAAUAUUAAUUCCAAUAGCUGGAAACUCUGCUGCAUACGCCACCACCAUAAUGUUUGCCAUCAAAGAUAAGCUUGAUAUAACCCUUGGCGUUGCGAUUGGAUCAUCCACUCAGAUAGCCAUGUUUGCGAUCCCUUUUUAUGUGGUGGUUGGGUGGAUAGUGAACCAACCAAUGGACUUGAACUUCCAACUCUUUGAGACGGCUACCCUUUUGAUCACCGUGGUGAUUGUUGCAUAUACACUACAGGAAGGGACAUCAAGUUGCAUUAAAGGAUUAAUACUGAUGUUUUGCUACUUAAUAGUUGGGGCUAGUUUCUUUGUACAUGUUGACGACAGCAUAUAG